UUUAUGUAUGAAUCUGCCUUGUUGGUUUGUUGAUGUACCGUUACAUAGUAUGUUUUAUUAAAUUAUAAAUUAAAAUGUUACAUACUGUUUAAAUUUUUCAGUUUAGUCCAUUAUUUAUUUAUUAAACAAUGAGUGAAAAGAAGAAAUUUAGUGCUGCGACACUGCCGAGUAACAAAAUAUGGUGGAUAACAUUUGGAAUAUUGUGUGGUGCUACAUUUCUCACAAGAUUUUACAAAGUUUUGGAACCUGAUCAUGUGUGUUGGGAUGAAACUCACUUUGGUAAAAUGGCAAGCUGGUAUAUAAACAGGACAUUCUUCUUUGAUGUGCAUCCACCACUUGGCAAGAUGCUGAUUGCCUUAUCCGGCAAACUAACUGGUUAUGAUGGAACAUUUCCAUUUGAGAAGCCGGGGGACAAGUAUGAGGGCGCUCGGUAUGAGGGAAUGAGACUGUUCUGCACAACCCUAGGAGCUUUAAUAAUUCCAUUGACAUUUUUAACUGUUUGGGAGAUGACUAAAUCACUGGAAUGCACAUUAAUUGGCACCAUGCUAUUGUUGUGUGAUGUGGGCUUUUUGACUCUGAAUAGGUACAUACUACUAGACCCUAUAUUACUGUUCUUUAUGAGCUGCUCCAUAUAUGGAGCAUUUAAGGUCCGAACGCUAACAGACGAGGGUCUACCCCCGUUCUCACCGCGCAUGUUGUCAUGGCAACUGUUCUUAGGCGCAUCGCUCGCAUGCACCAUGUCCGUUAAGUUUGUGGGCCUGUUCGUCGUCUUGUUUGUGGGUUUGCGCACUAUUGCUGAUCUGUGGAAUGUGUUAGGGGAUUUGAGUCAGCCUGUUAGCUUAACUGUAAAGCAUUUGAUUGGUAGAUCAGUAACGUUGAUCCUGUGGCCCAUAAUGCUCUAUGUUUUCUUCUUUUGGAUACAUCUUACUGUUCUUAGUAAAAGUGGUAAUGGCGACGGUUUCUACUCAUCCGGUUUCCAAGCCCGGUUGGAAGGCAACAGUUUGCACAACGCGAGCGCGCCAAAGACAGUCGCGUAUGGCGCGUUAAUAUCGCUGAAGAACCACCGAACUGGUGGGGGGUAUCUACAUUCUCAUCAUCAUCUGUACCCUUCUGGAGUUGGGGCUAAGCAGCAGCAGGUGACAACCUACACUCACAAGGACGACAACAACCGCUGGGUCAUAAAGCCCUACGACAAGGAACAAGUGGAGGGGACAGUAAUGGUCAGGAGUGGGGAUCUAGUGCGCCUAACGCAUGCGCCGACCGGACGCAACCUACACUCACAUCGCGAGAGGGCGCCGCUCACCACUAAGUAUAUGCAAGUCACUGGUUAUGGGGAGGACGGUAUCGGCGAUGCAAAUGAUGUCUGGAAGAUCGUAAUAUCUGGCGGCAAAGACGGUGAAGAAGUACAGACAGUCAGAAGCAAGCUUAUGUUCGUGCAUUAUUUGCAGGCCUGCGUCCUAACUACAACGGGCAAGCAGCUACCUAAAUGGGGUUAUGAACAGCAAGAAGUGGCGUGCAACCCUAACUUACGCGAUAAGAACGCGUUGUGGAAUGUAGAGGACAAUCUAUUUGACGACCUUCCCAAGGUGAGCUUCGAGUCAUACUCGUCAGGCUUUGUAGAGCGCUUCUUCGAGUCUCACGCAGUCAUGUUCCAAGGGAACGCGGGACUUAAGCCCAAGGAGGGAGAAGUGACCUCACAGCCGUGGCAGUGGCCUAUUAAUUAUAGGGGUCAGUUCUUCUCAGGCAGUUCCCACAGGAUCUACCUGCUUGGCAACCCGGUGGUGUGGUGGGGGAAUCUGGUGUUCCUCGCGAUAUUCUUCGUGAUAUACGUCGUCAACUCCGUCAGGGAGAAGAGGGCGGAGGCCUUUGGUACUCCUCUACCUGAUGGCAAAAGCCGAGAGCUGCUAAACGCAGCAGGGUGGACGUUCACGGGGUGGGCGCUGCACUACGUGCCGUUCUGGGCGAUGGGCCGCGUGCUGUACUUCCAUCACUACUUCCCGGCGCUCGUGUUCAGCUCCAUGCUCACAGGUAUCCUUACCGAAUACCUGCUGACCAGCAUCAAGAAUUUCCUGAGCCCUGAACUCGGGAAGACAGUGUACCACUGCAUCAUAGGACUAGUGGUGUCAACGACAAUCUAUAGUUUUUAUCUCUUCGCGCCUUUAGCUUAUGGCAUGAACGGCCCUUUGGCUCAUGAGCCGAAUUCCACUAUGGCCGGGUUGAAAUGGCUUGAGACUUGGGAGUUUUAGUCGAAAGGAGGUUGAAUAUGCGUACAAGGAGG
Molecule: messenger RNA, 2278 nt
Organism: Helicoverpa armigera (cotton bollworm)
Lineage: Eukaryota; Metazoa; Arthropoda; Insecta; Lepidoptera; Noctuidae
Gene: twisted
Product: twisted
Exons: 16
Coding region: 129-2246 (705 amino acids)
Biological process (GO): protein O-linked glycosylation via mannose
Cellular component (GO): membrane; endoplasmic reticulum
Molecular function (GO): dolichyl-phosphate-mannose-protein mannosyltransferase activity
Source: RefSeq, a predicted model, not a curated record